UUUCUUUUUCGCUUUCUUUCUCAUUCGGUCUGUUUCUUCCGGCGUGUUUCGUUGCGCGCCAGAUAUUCACCCGAGCAGAUACCACGUUUCGUGUCUGUAGGACUUAAAUAAUGCGUUACGUGGCUGCUUAUAUGCUAGCUGUGCUGGGAGGCAAAGCCUCGCCAGGCCAGAACGACAUUGAAAAGAUCUUGUCGUCUGUCGGGAUUGAAACUGACACUGAAAAACUGAAGAAGGUUAUUUCAGAACUCAAUGGAAAGUCUAUUGACGAAUUAAUUUCUAAGGGAAGAGAAAAACUUUCAUCCAUUCCAGUUGGCGGAGCAGCUGCGGCAAGUGCUCCCGCAGCUCCUGCUGCAGCAGCUCCGGCAGAGGAGAAGAAAGAGGAAAAGAAGCCUGCCAAGGAGGAAUCCGAAUCCGAAGACGACGAUAUGGGCUUUGGGCUCUUUGACUAAAAAAAAAAAAAA
Molecule: messenger RNA, 461 nt
Organism: Pseudomyrmex gracilis
Lineage: Eukaryota; Metazoa; Arthropoda; Insecta; Hymenoptera; Formicidae
Gene: RpLP2
Product: 60S acidic ribosomal protein P2
Exons: 4
Coding region: 111-449 (112 amino acids)
Biological process (GO): cytoplasmic translational elongation
Cellular component (GO): ribosome; cytosolic large ribosomal subunit
Molecular function (GO): structural constituent of ribosome
Source: RefSeq, a predicted model, not a curated record